Agelaius phoeniceus (red-winged blackbird) is the source of this 3306-nucleotide messenger RNA. The record is from RefSeq and is a predicted model, not a curated record. Lineage: Eukaryota; Metazoa; Chordata; Aves; Passeriformes; Icteridae.
GUGGCGGCGGCGGCCCCGCGGCGCAGGGCCCGGCCCGGCGCGGCCCGGUCCCGGUGCCCGUCGCUGCGGCGGAGGCCUCUGAAGAUGUCCAACAGCAACACGGCACAGGAGUCCCUGGAAAUUAUGAAGGAAUCAGAAAAAAAGGUGGUGGAGGAGUCUGUGAACAAAACCAAAUACGUGUCCAGGUCACCAAGCAAGGAGGAGGUGGAGAAGGAUGGCGGGGAGGAGGUCAGCGUGCGCCAGGAGUCCCAGAAGCGAACGUCGAGUCACGGCCACGCCAGGAAAAGAGCCAAGUCCAACUCAAAGCUUAAACUGGUCAGGAGCUUGGCUGUGUGUGAGGAAUCCUCAGGCCCCUUCGUGGAUGGGCUGCUGGAGUCUCAGGACAUCAUCCAGCUGCACGUGAGCUGCCCCUCCGACAAGGAGGAGGAGAAAUCCACCAAAGAUGGGGUGGAGAAAGAAGAAAAAGAGAAAAAUAAAGAAAAAGCACCAAGGAAGAUGCUCUCUCGAGAUUCCAGCCAGGAAUAUACAGACUCCACUGGAAUAGAUUUACAUGAAUUUUUAGUAAAUACACUGAAAAAAAACCCAAGGGACAGAAUGAUGCUGCUCAAGUUGGAACAGGAGAUUCUGGAGUUCAUUAGUGAUAACAACAAUCAGUUCAAGAAGUUCCCCCAGAUGACCUCGUACCACCGCAUGCUGCUGCACCGCGUGGCUGCGUACUUCGGCAUGGAUCACAACGUGGAUCAGACUGGCAAGGCUGUGAUCAUCAACAAGACCAGCAACACGCGAAUCCCCGAGCAGAGAUUCUCUGAGCACAUCAAGGACGAGAAGAGCGCAGAAUUCCCUCAGAGGUUCAUCCUGAAGAGGGAUGACACCAGCAUGGAGCGGGACGACAACCAGAUCAGACUCCCCUUGCAGGAUGGGAGAAGGAGCAAAUCCAUCGAGGAGCGGGAGGAGGAAUACCAGCGGGUCAGGGAGAGGAUCUUUGCACGAGAGUCUGGCCAGAAUGGAUUCCUCACAGACAGCAGGGGCGCCCGGGAAGGGCUGGGCAGGAGCCCUGGCAGCCGCCAGAGCAGCACCGAGAGCGACAUCAAAUCCCUGGAGCCGCGUCCCUGGAGCAGCACGGACUCUGACGGCUCCAUCCGCAGCCUGAGGCCGCCUGUCACCAAAGCCAGCAGCUUCAGUGGCAUCUCCAUCCUCACCAGGGGGGACAGCGUGGGCAGCAGCAAGGGCAGCGCCGGCAGCAGGAGCUCACGGGCAGGUUUGGUGCUGGCUGCCCCCGAGGGCUGCAGCCCGUCCCCCUCAUCCCAGGCCGGCCGUGCCCUCCUGCCCUGCUCAGCCCCACAGCCCCCUGGGCUCCCCCCAGCCCAGCAGCAGCAGCAGCAGCAGCAGCAGCCGCCCAUCAGCAGCCCCAUCAUGUCCCAGCCGGUGCCGGCGCUGCAGCCCGUUCCGUACUCUCCAAGCUCCUGCCCCCAAGUCCUCCUGCCAGUCUCUCCACCCCAGCAGUACAACCUGGCCGACGAGCUCAGCAGCCCCUUCGGGCAGAUCAGCCUCAGCCGCCAGGGCUCCACGGAGGCUCCAGACCCUUCCUCGGGGAUGUUCCAGCCCUCGCUGCUGUCCCAGCACCCCCAGCAGCCAGGGUUCAUCAUGGCAGCUCCUCCUGGGCAGCCCAUCCCCACCUCCAGCUACUCUGCCUCGGGGCACACGGCCCCCAGCCAGCCGGUGCUGCAGCCCCAGGGCUACAUCCAGCCCCCACAGCAGAUUCAGGUUUCUUACUACCCCCCUGGGCAGUACCCCAACUCCAGCCAGCAAUACCGACCCCUCAGUCACCCAGUGGCCUACAGCUCCCAGCGCCCCCAGCAGCUCCCCCAGCAGUCCCAGCAGCCAGGUUUACAGCCAAUGAUGUCCAACCAGCAGCAAAGCUACCAAGGUGUGCUGGGGGUGCAGCAGGCUCAGCCCCCCGGGCUCCUCAGCAGCCAGAGGAGCAGCAUGGGCAGCCAGAUGCAAGGGCUGAUGGUCCAGUACACAGCACUGCCUUCCUACCAGGUGCCCAUGGGCAGUGACUCCCAGAACGUGGUCCAGCAGCCCUUCCAGCAGCCCGUGCUCGUGCCAGCCAGCCAGUCUGUGCAGGGGGGGCUCCAGGCUGCAGGGGUCCCCAUCUACUACAGUGUCAUCCCCACUGCCCAGCAGAAUGGCACCAGCCCAUCCGUGGGGUUCCUGCAGCCCCCUGGCUCUGAGCAGUACCAGAUGCCGCAGUCCCCGGCGCCCUGCAGCCCUCCCCAGAUGCAGCAGCAGUAUUCAGGGGUGUCCCCAUCAGGCCCUGGUGUGGUGGUGAUGCAGCUGAAUGUCCCCAACGGCCCCCAGGCCCCCCAGAACCCCCCCGUGGUGCAGUGGAGCCACUGUAAGUACUACAGCCUGGAGCAGAGGGGGCAGAAACCUGGAGACCUCUACAACCCCGACAGCAGUGCUCAGGCCAGCACCCAGCUGAGCAGCCCCAUCACGUCCCCCACGCAGUCGCCGACGCCGUCGCCCGUCACCAACCUGAGCAGCGUGUGCCCGGGGCUGAGCCCCCUGCCCGUGCUCACCCAGUUCCCCCCCCGGCCCAUGGGCCCUGCACAAGGUGACGGGAGGUACUCCCUGCUGGGCCAACCUCUGCAGUACAACCUGUCCCUGUGUCCCCCUCCUCUGCUGCACAACCAGCCCAGCUACACAGGCCACCAGGGCCAGGCCGGGAUGAAACACAGCAACAGGAGCAAGAGGCAGGCCCUGAAAUCAGCCUCCACCGACCUGGGGACCAGUGACGUAGUGCUGGGCCGGGUGCUGGAGGUGACGGACCUGCCCGAGGGCAUCACACGGACAGAGGCCGACAAGCUCUUCACGCAGCUCGCCAUGGCCGGUGCCAAAAUCCAGUGGCUCAAAGAGACUCAGGGGCGCCGCGGGGACGGAGGAGGCGGCGGGGACAACAACAACAACACCAACAACACCAACAGCACCAACAACAGCAGCAGCGGGACUGCGGAGAACGGCAGGCACAGUGACCUCGCUGCCUUAUACACCAUCGUGGCCGUGUUCCCCAGCCCCCUGGCUGCCCAGAACGCCUCCCUGCGCCUCAACAACUCCCUCAGCCGCUUCAAACUGCGCGUGGCCAAAAAGAACUACGACCUGCGGGUGCUGGAGAGGGCGAGCUCCCAGUAGAGCCCGGCCAGGGGCGCUGCCCCGGGGCCUCUUCUGCUCCCACCCUCCCCUCCUCUCGCCCUCCUUCCUUGAUAUAUUUAUAUGAACAUAAUUAAGAGACGAGGAGUUGAUUUU